CCCCGGUCACGCGGCGCGCGCUCCCGCUCGGCUCUGAAUGGGGACCCGGUCCAGCCCGUGACAGCAGCUCCCGUGGUGUAGUAUCAGCGCAGACGCCGCGGUCCACGCAUCCACUCCAGUCCGCUGCCUCCACUGCACACCGGUACUCCACGGCGCGGCUCGUCCGGAAUGAGAAAUGAUGGCCAGCUCUGCAGCAGAGGAGAAAACCUUCCGCCGGUUCCUGGAGCUCUUCCUUCGGGAGAUGAGGACGCCGCUGCAGGACAGCGACCCGGUGCCCACGCGCCCUUUGUCGGACCUGGUGACUGAGGACGAGGUGGAGGGGGAAUGUCUCGACCUGUGUCUCCAGCACCUCUACAAAUAUAACUGCCCGUGCUCCCUGGCUGCAGCACUGGCCAGAGCCACAACAGACAGCCUCCUGCAGACCGACCUCUCUGUCCACCACCUCAGUAAGACUGUGGAAGAUGGAGCUGACCCACUGCCACAGAUGGAGUCGGUGAAGCUGGCCCGCCUGGUGUUUAACCGACUCUUCGACAUGUGCUGCCUCUGGCUCAAAGAGCUGCCCUUCCGCCGCCGCCCGAUGCCGUACUACGAGACGUCCAUCCACGCCAUCAAGAACAUGAGGCGCAAGAUGGAGGACAGACACGUCAUCAUUCCCGACUUCAACUCGCUCUUCAAUAUCCAGGUAAGAGCCGCCAACAACAACCAGCAAACACGUCACGAUCACACACUGACAGACAUUUAUUCUGUUCCUCAGGAUCAGGAAGAACAGGCUUUCUUUGCCGUGUUCGAUGGCCACGGUGGCGUGGACGCCGCCAUCUACGCCGCCAAUCACCUGCACGUGAACUUAGUUCACGAGGAAUCGUUCAGCCAGGACCCGAGCGAGGCUCUGUGCAGAGCCUUCAAGGUCACCGACGAGCGCUUUGUGAAGAAGGCAAAGCGAGAGAACCUGCGUUGUGGCACGACAGGCGUGGUGACGUUCCUGCGCGGCCAGAUGCUGCACGUGGCCUGGCUGGGAGACUCUCAGGUCAUGAUGGUCAGGAGAGGACAGGUGGUGGAGCUGAUGAAACCACACAAACCAGACAGAGAGGACGAGAAGCUGAGGAUCGAGGCUCUGGGAGGUUGCGUGAUCUGGUUUGGCACAUGGAGGGUUAACGGCAGUCUGUCUGUGUCCAGAGCGAUAGGAGACUCGGAGCACAAACCCUACAUCUCUGGUGACGCUGACCACUGCGACGUCUCACUGGACGGUACAGAAGACUACCUGAUCCUGGCCUGUGAUGGAUUCUGGGACACGGUGAGUCCAGACGAGGCCUUGCGUGUGGUCAGCGACCACCUGCUGGAGAACACUGGAGACACGACCAUGGUCGCUCACAAGCUCGUGGCCUCUGCUCGCGACGCAGGCUCCAGCGAUAACAUCACAGUCGUGGUCGUCUUCUUGCGGGACCCGCGCUCCCCGCCGCCCACCAGCACCGAGGACGAGGAGGAGGGCGCUGCCGAGGAAGAGGUGGAGGAAGAGGACAUGGCCGAGGUGGAGGAGGAGGAACAGGAAGAGGAGGAGGAGGAAGAAGAGGGAGUCAGGGUGGAGCGAGAAGGAGGCCAAGGAGGCACUGCAGACUUCGGGGGAAAGGGUCGCGGAGGUUGGCCCCUGCAGCAGUGCUCAGCGCCCGCCGACCUCGGCUAUGAAGACCGGACAGACUCCUUCACGGACAGAACCAGCCUCAGUCUGCUGGGGCCGUCACUUGAGGGCCGCAUCUCCUUGACGUCGGGCUCACGGCCGCCACGCUUCAACUUUAGACCCCAACUCCUCACGGCCUCCCACAUCCACGGAGACGCACGCCCGGCGAGGCGCGCUCCCCAUGUUCUGUUUCAGGAGCCUAGCAUCGCGGGCUUAACGGACCCACUCUGGUCCCAGACAGCUCUGCUGCUGGGCCAAGCAGUGAGGCGGAGCUGCAGGCUAGACCACGACAGACGCCACUGGGGCCAGAGGCGGCCACGCAGAUCCAGGGAGAUGUUAGGCCUCUUACCGUCCGGUUACUCGCAGACCAUCGUGCAGAGCCACUCUGACAACGACAGGCCUGGAGUGUCCGUGCCUCAUCUGCUCCAUGACGCCAUCUGAAGAGGAGACCCAAACCAAACCAGAUCCUUCAUUCAUUCAGUCCUGUCCCCUCCCCCUCAGCCCCGCCCCCCCCCCCCACGUCUGCCUUUAACAACACGUCUUUCUUUGACAGUAGUUGUUUGUGGCUCCUGCAGUUGUCAUGUGGUUAUCGAGUGGUGCUCUCUCUCUGUCCUCAGCCAACACGUCUCCAAAGGUCUGUCAGUCCUGCUGGAGGUGAAACUGUGACACUGAUCAGUCCAAACUAGAAUAUGUGACAGGAACACAAGAGGAAAAAUGUCACUACACGAGCUGCCAGAAACCUCAGGAGUGCAUGAAACCGUUCUCUCGAAUUCAUGUUAAAGUUUCAUGUCGUGACUUUUGACAGAGGGAAAUCCCCACCACUGAUUGGAUAAUAUACACUAUAGAUAUAUAUAUAUAUAUAUAUAUAUAUAUAUAUAUAUAUAUAUAUAUAUAUAUAUAUAUAUAUAUAUAUAUAGAUAUACAUCACUGCCCUGAUGUGUUUGCCAAAUGACCCAGAAAUAUUGGCGGGGCCGGUGAAUCCAUGGCCGUGCUCGACUUUAGCUGUCGUCACAACGUUAAACAACACUCGUGCACGGACACUGAGGAGCACCAGCUUAAAAACACAAAUAAGAUGAAAGCAAAAUGAAUCAUGAAAAAAACAGUAACUGCGUUAUAAAAUUCAAGCUUAAAUAAAUAAAUAAAUAAAUGACACGAGCACAAAACUCUGUAAAAACACUGCAGUGAAGCAAACCCUUAAAAAAACACAUUCAAUCCAAAAAAAAGAACUUUUUGUGCAUCGUCACUUAAAUAACAACAACAACAAUAAUAAUAAUAAUAAUGAUGAUAAUAAUAAUCCACCUUUACACAUUGUUGCAUUUAUCCUAAAGGCUUUCAGCCGCAGUAAAGGCGCCUGCACACUCACUCAGAUCCGUGUCUCACAUAUAAAUGCAGGACGAUGUGACAGGUGAGAUAGUUUCACCUGUCGUCCUGAGGCAAAAACAGCUGAUGAGCGUCACAGACAGUAAAUUGCUCUGUAAUUGCUCGUCUUGUCUCUUUGUCCUCGGCGACUCUUUUGUCAGCAGAGAAAUCAAAGUUCAGGAAAGAGGCCGGAGCAGAACACGCUGUUCUGUCAUUAAAGCAGCCACAGAUUAAAACAACAAAAGAUUAGUAAUCACUUUAUCUGAAUAAAUGCUCGGUGGAGUCCUGUAUUCCAGACGGGUAAAUAAACCUGGGAUAAUGGGCUUUUAUGUCUG
Solea solea (common sole) is the source of this 3366-nucleotide messenger RNA. RefSeq names its product protein phosphatase, Mg2+/Mn2+ dependent, 1E (gene ppm1e). The record is from RefSeq and is a predicted model, not a curated record. Lineage: Eukaryota; Metazoa; Chordata; Actinopteri; Pleuronectiformes; Soleidae. Gene Ontology annotation, biological process: protein dephosphorylation; negative regulation of protein kinase activity. The transcript has 7 exons. The coding region runs from base 176 to 2113 and encodes 645 amino acids. Gene Ontology annotation, molecular function: protein serine/threonine phosphatase activity; cation binding.